Aethina tumida (small hive beetle) is the source of this 608-nucleotide messenger RNA. Its product is annotated as endocuticle structural glycoprotein SgAbd-2-like. The record is from RefSeq and is a predicted model, not a curated record. NCBI's taxonomy places the organism in Eukaryota, Metazoa, Arthropoda, Insecta, Coleoptera, Nitidulidae. The coding region runs from base 118 to 531 and encodes 137 amino acids. Gene Ontology annotation, cellular component: chitin-based extracellular matrix. Gene Ontology annotation, molecular function: structural constituent of chitin-based larval cuticle. The transcript has 3 exons.
UCGUAAAGUUUGUCUAAGAAUUAUUACAACACCUUCGAGUACGUCUUCAGGUAUAAAUAAUGAAAUUAGUUAUGUGAUUGCCAUUACCAAUUUAAAAAUCUUUAGGUACACAUCAACAUGAAAGCUUUCAUUGCUUUGUGCUUUUUGGCUGUAGCCUCCGCUGCAUCUUUGUCCAGCGACAAAGAGGCCCCAAUUAUCAGCCAAUCUUCAGAUAUUAGCCCUGAUGGCUCUUACCAAUCCCAAUACGAAACCGGAAAUGGAAUCUCUGCCCAAGAAUCUGGUGUACUGAAGAACGCUGGACAGAAAGACGCCGAAGCCGAAGAAGUACAAGGAUCCGUCAAGUACACCGCCCCUGACGGUACCCCAAUCGAGUUGGCUUACUUGGCUAACGAAAACGGUUUCCAACCCCAAGGCGCCCAUCUUCCAGUUGCCCCAGAACCACCAGCGAUCCCAGCUGCCAUCGCUCGUGCUUUGGACUGGAUCGCCGCUCAUCCAUAUGACGAAGAAAAGGAACUCAAGAGAAAGAACUAAACAACUAACUGGCUGUGGGAAUAUUUUGUACAUAUGUAAUAUUUUUUAUAUUAAAAAAUAAAAAUUAUUGCAAUUUA